This is a messenger RNA of Erigeron canadensis, 1723 nucleotides long. Its product is annotated as translation initiation factor IF3-1, mitochondrial. The coding region runs from base 208 to 1551 and encodes 447 amino acids. NCBI's taxonomy places the organism in Eukaryota, Viridiplantae, Streptophyta, Magnoliopsida, Asterales, Asteraceae. The transcript is spliced from 9 exons. The record is from RefSeq and is a predicted model, not a curated record. Gene Ontology annotation, molecular function: ribosome binding; translation initiation factor activity. Gene Ontology annotation, biological process: ribosome disassembly; translational initiation.
CAAAGCCGGGGGUAUACAACUAGUUCAAUAUUAAACGGGUUAACUAAAAUACGACCUGGAACAUGACCCGAAUUGAGCCCAAACCCGUUUGAUUCCGAUCCUUCCCUCACUCUGUUCCCUUUUUCAUAGCUUCCUACCCAGCCUCUGUUUCAAUUUUCACUACGCCCAAUCCAUCUCAGUUUUCUCAGAAGAAGAAGAAGAAGAAAAAUGGUGUUGUUUGGGCUUAGAACGAAGCAAGCACAACUAAGGGCUUUAUCGAAACAGUUUACAAGAUGCUAUUUUCAGAUAUAUAGGUCUUCUUCGGUUAUUCGCGAAGGUAAAAUUGGUGUUUUGAAUGGUCAAAGUUUGAAUUUUUACAACCCCCGUGUGGAGCUUGAUUACAAUGUGCGAUUUUAUGCGGCACCGGCGGUUCAGGUUAAGCCGAAGUAUGACGACAAGGAUAAGCGUCCACGAAUGAAUGAGGAAAUAUCUGCUCAGUAUGUAAGACUCGUGACCGAUGAAGGGCAUGGUGUAGUGUCAAAGCAUGAAGCAUUGCAGCGUGCAAAGAGACUCGACGUUGAUUUAGUUGAGGUUCAAGGAGAUGCUAAUCCACCUGUUUGCAAGCUCAUGGAUUAUAACAAAGAAAUGUAUGCAAAGCAAGUAAGGGAAAAAGAACAAACAAAAAAGAAGUCUAACUUGGUUUUACGUAAAGGAGGUCUGAAAGAAGUUCGAAUUACUUACAAAAUCGAUAAGCAUGAUUUGCAAACAAAAGCAGAUACCGUUAAGCGUUUAGCUGAUCGUGGUUACCGGGUCAAGUGCAUGUCAGUAAUGGUAGCGGGUGUUCAAGUUGAAGAUCAGGACUUGGGAGGACUGCUAUCACGUCUCUUUGCUCUGAUUGAAGAAUUUUCUAUUGUGGAGAGUGGGCCUAAAGUAGAGGCAAAACAAGCAUACGUUGUUGUCCGGCAUGUGAAAUUUGGGCCAUUGAAGAAGGGACCGGGCAAAAAGAUGCUUCUAGAACCGUCAAAUAGUAAUAUCUCAGCACAAAGCCCUGAACCAGAUCAAAGCUUGGAUGAAUCUGAUUCUGCAACCAAGGAGGAUACUGGUCCUGUAGGUACAGUUGAAUCAGAUUCGGCUGAUGAUAUUGACCAUGAACGAAUGGUGAAGUUUGCACCAAAAACAACAAAUAGGUAUGCUGCUAAACAAUCAAAUGUUACGGUUCCUGGACCACAAAACAGGUAUGCAGCCACGGGGACAACUUUCGCUCAUCUUGUGAGAAGAAAUGAACCUGAAAGUCCAAGUCAAACCCGUGUUAGCAAUCAGGAAUCCGAUUUAAACAGACGGGGGCCAGGGGUAGCAGCAUUAAGUUACGGGAUGUUUGGUGCACCAAAACCGAAUAAUGAUUCUCAAAGAGGAGGUGGCCCCCAGCAAUUAAAUAGGUACAAGAAAGGACCGAGCCCUCAACAACCACCUAUGGAUUCUAGGGGUGGACGGGGAGAUUUUAGUAGAGAAAAUUCGAAUAUGGACCCUAAUGGGAUUAGGGACAGAAAAGCUGGUGCUGGUUUCCGACGAUAAGUACACAAUUUUGUACAAUGAACUUUGCAGUUCGAUGUUCUACGCAAUGUAGCACUUGUAGGGGGCAACUAAACUUAUUGUUGUAGUAUCCAUUGCUAUACACUAUGCAGUGCUUUGGUAGCCCAUUAAACUAUUAAAGCAGCAAUGGAAUGAUUUUUUGUUUUGAUCUUUA